AUGGAAGACUUGAUGGCUACUAUGGGUGACUUGGUUACUCGACGGAUCGCCUUGCGAACCGAGUUGGCAGAAGUCGAGGAGAAUAUCGCGAUUCAGGUGGCAGCUGUACGCGAGGAAGGUGCUCGUCAGGCAGCUAUUCGUGAGGCAGCUGGAGGGGAUGAGGUCUUCGCGAAUGCUGAUACAGUCGAUCCGACCCCUACUUCUAGAGAUGACGCCGAUAACGAAGGCAACAAUGACAACGAAAACGACAAUAACGAUGUCGACGAUAACCUCCAAAUUGCAUUCGACUUCGAGGGUGGGUUUGAUGGGAUGAUGGUGCCGAUCUUUCCUGAGGCACCAGGCUCUCCAGAGACUACAUCCUCGUCAGGCGCAGAGAUUAUCACCUCGACACCGCCCCAACCUUCCAAGCUGUCACUUCGUGACACCAUGUCUAUUACAUCUUGGCAAGGCCGGCCCAUUGACUCCCGAUUCAAGCCUGACCAGUGGCUGUCUGAGAAGCCCAGCGAGUCCUUCUCAAGAGACUUCCUCUGGAGGAUUGGUAGAGCCCGCUUACACAACACCCUGCGUCCCGAGAUUUUUGUCCUCAUGCUCGCCCAUCCCAACGCUGCGGGAUGUCCUGCCAACGAAGCUUGCCACCACUGGGAGUUGCGCUGGGAUGAUAGACCCCGAAGAGAGCCUGGAACCAUUGAGCUGGAGCUGAUCUGCCUUGAUAAGCGUGAUCGCGGAGAUUAUAUUUCUCCCCCCGAUAAGGAGUUCCAUAUGCUUGAUCAGCAUCAUGCUAACCCCAUCAAAUGCAAUCCAUGCUUCUUGUUCAAUGGUUUGAAGCCUGACUUCAGCAGUCUGGAUGGGACUAAUCUUGAUGUGGUUUUGUUUCGACUGCUUGAGCCUAAUGACGGCGAUAUUGGUGAACCCGUUGAGGGGCGGGAUGAAUUCGAAGGCAAUAAUCUUGAUCACCCGUUUGAGAAGAUUGGGUGGGAUGAAGUCCAUAAGUACAUGGAUCGCUGGGGUCGUCACCUCGCAACUUUGUUGCGUGAGUGA
Messenger RNA from Fusarium verticillioides 7600, 1038 nucleotides. RefSeq lists its product as hypothetical. The record is from RefSeq and is a predicted model, not a curated record. NCBI's taxonomy places the organism in Eukaryota, Fungi, Ascomycota, Sordariomycetes, Hypocreales, Nectriaceae. Bases 1 to 1038 code for a protein of 345 amino acids. The transcript has a single exon.